Molecule: messenger RNA, 3009 nt
Organism: Mercurialis annua (annual mercury)
Lineage: Eukaryota; Viridiplantae; Streptophyta; Magnoliopsida; Malpighiales; Euphorbiaceae
Exons: 1
Coding region: 59-2629 (856 amino acids)
Biological process (GO): response to oxidative stress
Molecular function (GO): catalase activity; heme binding
Source: RefSeq, a predicted model, not a curated record
GAGCUAAAUAAAAUAGUACCUUUAUGAUCUUCAGGGUGAUGCGCAGAAGAAUCGUGAUAUGUAUCAAGAUGAGGCCAUUUACCAUUUCAUGGGCAUUUAUAUAGUUGGUUUCCUAAGCACCCUCUCAGCAGCCAUAGUCUACCUCCUCUUCAUUUGGCUAUCUCAAAAGCCUGCAUCCCUUCAAAGCUUCUCAUUUUUUUGCAUUUCUGGAACCUUCCACUGGGUCCCAUUCACCAUUGUUGCUUACAUCACAAUGUUUUCUGCAGUUGAAUUAAACCCAGCUAACUUUGCAAUCUCAUUUGCUAUUGCCUAUUUAGCUCAUGGUCUGAUACUUAGCUUCCUCACCUGCACUUUGACCCAUCUUCUUCAUGAAAAACAAGAUAAAGAGCCAUCCCACCUAAAGACAUGGCUUCGCCAUCGAAUCAUGAUUGCUUGCCAUCUUAGAUUUGCAAAACUCCUGUCUGGAACAGAAGCCUUCUGCAUUUACUUGCGCCUUCUUGGUGCAAAGAUUGGUAAGCAUUGUUCUAUCAGAGCCAUCAACCCUGUUUCAGACCCUAGAUUAAUUUCACUUGGCGCUGGUGUCCAUCUUGGUGACUUUAGCCGCAUCAUUGCUGGGUUCUAUUCAUCCAGUGGGUUCACUCAAGGCAACAUUGAUGUGCAGGAUAAUUCAGUAAUUGGGAGUCAAAGUUUGGUUCUCCCUGGUUCAGUUGUUCAUAAAAACGUGAUCCUUGGCGCUCUUUCAACUGCUCCGAUGAAUUCAGUUCUUCAAAGAGGUGGUGUUUAUAUAGGGUCUGAAACACCAGUCAUGAUCAAGAACACCAUGCAUGCUUUAGAUGAAAGGAUAGAAGAUAUGGACUUCAAAUAUAAGAAGAUAAUUGGUAACCUGGCUGCAAAUUUGGCUGCAACAACUUUAAAGGUUAAAUCAAGGUACUUCCAUCGCAUUGGUGUUAGUGGCAAGGGGCACUUACAGAUUUAUGACAGCAUCAAAGGAUUGCCUGAACAUAAGAUAUUUCAAGCUGGCAAGAGGUAUCCUAUCGUAGUCCGCCAUAGCAAUAGCUUAAGUGCUGAUGAUGAUGCAAGGAUAGAUGCGCGUGGUGCAGCCAUAAGAAUACUUUCAGAUAAAAAUGAACUUGGCAGUAACUCUUCCCUUCUUGAUUUGACACUAAAAACAGGCAAAGCAUUUUAUGCCAGGACGAUUGCUGAUUUUGCAACAUGGCUAGUAUGUGGGCUUCCAGCAAGGGAGGAGUUUGUGAAGCGAGCUCCUCAUGUUCGUGAUGCGGUAUGGAUGUCACUUCGAAAUGCUGACUCUUUCGCCGAGCUACAUUACUAUUCCAACAUCUGUCGGCUUUUCAGGUUUAAAGAUGGACAAGAAAUGUUUGUAAAAUUCAAGCUGAGGCCCAAAGAUGAGAAUAUCAGCGAGGAUUCUGGUAAGGUGGAGCCUACAGGAAUUCUCCCACCAGAAACAGGUGCAAUUCCAAGGAACGAUAAAGAUGGCCGACCCUUGCUAUUCCUUGCUAAAGACUUCCAACAACGAGUAACUUCCCCCGGUGGAGUUCACUACAUUUUCCAGCUGCAAGUCCGGUCAGUUCCUGACGAUGAAGCCACUCGUGAGAUCGCACUUGAUUGCACUAAACCAUGGGAUGAAACUGCAUUUCCAUACAUUGAUAUUGGAGAAAUUACAAUUGAUCAAAAUCUCACCAGUGAAGAAUCAGAGAGAUUGGAGUUUAAUCCGUACCUGAGAUGCCCCGAGUUAGAUGUAAUAACUGCUACAUCUUAUUCACAAAGCGCUUCAAUCGAUCAUGGUCGUUCAUUGAUCUACGAAAUCUGUCAGCAUUUGAGAAACGGUGAGCCACUUCCAGAAUCCUGGAGAAUGUUGAUAGAGCAGUCUGAUGUUAAAGUAGACCUGUCAAGUUGUCCAAUGUCAGGGAUAUUAGAGAAACAAGACUCCGAAAAACUAACUCUAGCAAGAACUUGGUAUCAAACCUCAUGGGCUAUUCUUGGUCAACCAUUACUCCAAAUACUUUUCCCAUACUUCCUUAUGGGACUAGUAAUCUUUGCUCCUUUAAACAAUGCCCUUCUCUUAAAAGAAAGCAACAAACUCUCCUUACACUGGUUACUUCCUCUAGUUUGGGUUUCCUCAGGAACCCUAGCAGCACUAGCUUGUAUUGCAAGUAAAUGGGCCCUGGUCGGAAAAAAGAAAGAAGGUGAAACAGUACUAAUAUGGAGCACAGAGGUUUUCAUGGACACGACAUGGCAAGCAUUUAGAACAGUAGUUGGAGACUAUUUCAUGGAAAUGACAACCGGGUCGAUCUGGUUCAACUUAUGGUUGAACCUAAUGGGUUCAGACAUUGAGUUGGAGCAAGGUGCAUACAUAGACAGUAUGGGAGCUGCAUUGAACCCUGAAAUGGUGGAGGUAGACAAAGGUGGCUGUGUAGGAAAAGAAGCUUUAUUGUUUGGACACAUAUAUGAAGGUGAAGGUGGCAAGGUUAAGUUCGGUAGAAUUCGAGUUGGUGAAGGCGGGUUUAUUGGUAGCAGAGCUAUUGCAAUGCCUGGUGUGAUAGUUGAAAGUGGUGGCAAUCUUGGUGCACUUACACUUGCUAUGAAGGAAGAAAUAAUUAGAGCUAGAUAAAUUAUGUAUCUUUAUGUUUGAUUGUUGCAAGUAAUGUGACAUAGCAGAUGUAAUAACAGUUCAGUUAUGUGGGUUUACUCAAUAAGUUGAUAAGUUUUAUAAUUUGAAAUGGAAUUUGGGGAAAUUCACAUGAUUUUUGGUCUAUACGUAUUGCCCAUCAGGUGUUUGUACAAAUGACUCAGAGAAAAGAGAAGGGGAAAAAAAAUCUAGUUCAUUAUGCUUUAUCUAAAACAAAACACAGAGAAGGAGAAGCCUUGAAUAAAAGAUUCUAACCUUUUCUUUUCAUAAAGUUCGUUCUUGGGUUCAAUUGACUUUACAUGAUUUUUAUUUUAUUUGGUUUUGAUCGGUUGAUGAAUUUUAGACAAGCCAGAAUUUGUUUU